AGAACUGACCGACAGAUUCUACGAGUUGUUUAUGAAUUUUCCAGUCGGUUUUAAGGAAUCUUUAAGCCAUAGAUAGCAAAAGGGUGUCAUUUGUCUUCAGUAAUGGGGCUUAAGCCUCUCGAAUUCGAGGACUGUAUUUUGGAUAGUCCCUAUUUCCGCGAGAACAUUCACGAGCACGAACGGGAGCUGGAGAGGACGAACGAGGCUAUCAAGAGGCUGAUCAAGGAAUGCAAGGCUUUGCUGAAGGCUAUUGAAAACUUAUCCAAAGCACAGAGGAGUUUUGCACAAGUGCUAGAUGGCUUCAGAUUUGAGUGUAUUGGAGAGGUGGAGACUGAUGAUGAAAUACAUAUUGCUGAGGCACUAAAAGAGUUUGGCAAGAUGAUUGACACUGUGGAAGAUGAACGAGACAGAAUGUUAAAUCAUGCAAAUGCCCAGCUGAUUAUACCACUGGAAACAUUUAGAAAAGAGCAGAUUGGUGGAGCAAAGGAGGAAAAGAAGAAAUUUGAUAAGCAGACUGAAAAAUACUGUUUAGCAGUACAGAACUACUUGAAUCUGUCUUCAAAAAAGAAAGAUUCAUUUUUGAAUGAUGCGGAUACCCAGCUUCAGAAUGAGAAACGCUCAUUUCACCAAACAGCUCUAGAUUAUGUUGUCAAACUUCAGGAAGUUAAUGAGAAAAAGAAGUUUGAAUUUGUGGAAACUCUUUUAUCUUUUAUGUAUGGACACAUUACUUUUUAUCAUAGCGGCCAUGAAGUAUUUAAUGAUUAUAUGGAUUUCAUGAAAGAUCUUCAACUCAGACUUCAAAAUACCAGAGAGAGAUUUGACACAACAAAAAUUGAAGCUGCAAGCCUGAUGAGUCGGGUGCAACAGAAAGCCCUAAGUGGUGAACUUCAGUAUCGCGGAGCCCACACAAGACAAGGGUAUCUCGGUGUCCAAAAGAAAGGUAGCCUUGGUACAUACACGUGGAAUAAACAUUUUUGUAUGUACACAAAGGAAAACAAGAUUUUAACAAUGAUCCCGUACACACAGACCCAGGGAAGACUGAAUGCAUCAACGGACACAAUAAUUGUUACAUCAUGCACCAGAAAAAUGACAGACUCUAUAGAUAGAAGAUUCACUUUUGAAAUAACUGCUCUUGAAAGAAAUCAACCCAUUUUAUUACAAGCACAGGAUGAAGAAGACAGAAAAUUAUGGUUAGAAGCCAUGGAUGGCAAAGAACCUCUGUAUGUGGACUCUAAUAGCCUGCCAAAGUACAAAGACCAGGAAACCAGUGACCUUGAACUUACAUUUAUCAUGAAAUGUAUUUCAGCAGUGGAAAAAAGAGGAAUCACAGACCAAGGUCUUUACAGAAUAGUUGGUGUGGGUUCUAAAGUUCAAAAUCUUCUUUUACAAUGUAUUGAUAAGAAGAAAGCUAAGUCAGUUGACCUUGCGAAUGAAGAAUGCGAGUGGGAAGUGAAGACUAUCACCAGUGCCCUCAAACAGUACUUAAGGAACAUGCCUGAGCCUUUGUUUACAUAUGACUACCACGAGCAGUUCUUGGAUUCAGUUAAAAAAGACACCUACGAGAAGCGGGUAGAAGCUUUGAGAUCUCUCGUGGCUGACCUUCCUGAAGAAAACAGGACAUUAAUCAGAAUGAUUAUGAAACAUUUAACACAUGUGGCUGCUCAUUCUAACAAGAAUUUAAUGGCAGCUAGUAACUUAGGAGUGGUGUUUGGUCCAACAUUGAUGAAGUCCAGAGAAGAGACGAUGGCUGCAAUUAUGAACUUGAAGUACCAGAGCAUUGUUAUUGAGCUUCUUAUCAAUGAAUUUAACACAAUUUUUGGACCAGACAGUCCAGAUGGCUCUGAGAAUUCAACAGACACCUUUAAUUCGGUGGAAAGCACAGGGAAUCCUUUCAUUGACGAAAAGGACAGUUCACCAAUCGCCAAUGAGAAGCCAAAGCCUCCUCCAAAGAAAAGGAACAGUGACGAGACUGGUACCAAACUGAGUGACGGCAAACCUGUGACGCCAACCAAGCCUCUCCCCCUCCCCUCCAAAGCAUACCGUGCCCCACCCCCUCCAAACAAGCCAGCUCCAGCGACAAAGCCAAGAGUCAAGGCAAUUAUUGUGUCAAAUUCUGAGGAUGAUCUAAGCAGUUUAUCAGAGCCAUCAAGCUUGAAUUCAACCCCUCAAAGUGAAAGCAAACCGCCUUUCUCGCCCAGGGACUUUUGGAAAGAAAAAGCAGGCAAACCAGCCCCACCCCCCAAGAAACCAGAAGUUGUCGCUGAGUUUAAAAGCAGAUUUGAAGUAACAGGCUCUUCAAGACCGUUUUCUAUGAUAGAUUCCAUGAACGACAAAGACAACACUCCUGGUAUUCGCCGUUUCAGCAGUCAAGGUGGGAGUCUUAACCGGGGGUUACAGUCUUGGGGGACGGGUCCUCCCCCUCUCCCUAGGGAGCCUCCCCCUCAUGAGGAGCCGACACCACCGCCGAAAACACCAAAGAAAGUCAGAACGAUAUAUCCUUGUGUAGCAGAAAACAGUUCCGAGCUUUCAUUUGAUGCUGGUAUGGUCAUUUCAAAUGUGCGGCCUUCCAAAGAACCUGGCUGGCUGGAGGGAACACUGAACGGUAGAACAGGACUUGUACCAGAAAAUUACGUUGAGUCAAUAACAUAGCUGACUUUUAAGUUACUAGAGAUUUAGGAUAUUUUAAUUUGUAAUCAUGAAGAUAGCAAGUCCUUUCUAUUCAAAAUUGUAUUCGACAAUACUCAUACUUGUCAAUCCCCUCUGUAAUGUCAUGGGAAAGGGAUGAAAUUCCAUUGAUAAAUGCGAGACUGAGGCACCAGACUGAAUCCGGGAAGAGUUUACAGUUGUCACGUGUAUGACACGCGUGUGACAUAGAAGGGCACGUGUACAGUGUCACCUGAUUGGUUAAAGAGUCACGUGACUCACGAGUGCCUACCACUUGUCAGGCACUGAGAUGAUUGAAUAUUAUGGGCUCAGUUUAGGCCUCGAAUAGACAAAAACUCGAGCGAGUGUAACCUAAUUUAGCCUCAUUUAUAACGUGUGCAAACCAAGUGACAAAGAUCUGGUCCAUUAAUUUUCUUUUCUCCCAAGGAGAGACAAACUGCCGUUCAAGAACUGACAAUUUCUAGUGUUGAACUCAAGAAAUUGUAAUUGGAUGAUUUUUUUUUAGACGAAGGAUUGUGUGGAAAGCAAUUUAUAAAUCUCUAGGUAUUUUUAACUCCGUUUUUUUUUUACGUUGCUGGUCAACUAUCGUUUGUAGUUUGGUUGGUCGCUGUUUAGUCCUGGAAAUGUUAGUGACUAACAGUCUAAGGCCCAGUCCAGAUUACGUCUGGGAAAUUUGAAAACGCAGCUUUAUUGCUACGGUUAGACCUACCGUCCACACUAACCCGUCACCAAAACGGAGCUU
Orbicella faveolata is the source of this 3406-nucleotide messenger RNA. RefSeq names its product rho GTPase-activating protein 26-like. The record is from RefSeq and is a predicted model, not a curated record. Gene Ontology annotation, molecular function: protein binding; GTPase activator activity. NCBI's taxonomy places the organism in Eukaryota, Metazoa, Cnidaria, Anthozoa, Scleractinia, Merulinidae. Gene Ontology annotation, biological process: signal transduction. Gene Ontology annotation, cellular component: cytoplasm.